Molecule: messenger RNA, 663 nt
Organism: Cannabis sativa
Lineage: Eukaryota; Viridiplantae; Streptophyta; Magnoliopsida; Rosales; Cannabaceae
Exons: 4
Coding region: 1-663 (220 amino acids)
Source: RefSeq, a predicted model, not a curated record
AUGGACACCGAAAUCAUUGCUCUUGUGGCAAACAAGACUUGGGAUGUCAUUCCUCUUCCUCCCAGUCAACAUUCUAUAGGAUGUACGUGGGUUUAUAACUAUAAACAUAAUGAAAAAGCAAUCAAAAAUUGGUCCUUAUAUCAAUUAGACAUCAACAACGCCUUCUUACAUGGUGAUUUGCAUGAAACUAUUUACAUGCAACUUCUUAAAGGCUAUACACCUUCAGGAUUCCUUUCCAAAAAUUCUGUCGUUCUUCGGCUGGAAUUUCAGUUUUUCAGUGACCUUUUACGCUUCAACUUCUCAAAGAGACAGGUUUCUUGGGAGCUAAAGUUGUCUCUACCCCCAUAUAUCUCCUAUGCUGUCAACACUUUAAGUCAGCUUUUACAUGAGCUGCGUACCCCUCAUUUACAUGAUGCACAUCGAAUUCUUCACUAUCUCAAAGGCACACCAGGCCAAGGCCUAAUUUUUUAUGCUAAUUCUAAUCCUCAUUUGUGUGCUUUUGCUGAAUCUAACUUUAAAAAUGUAGAACCACAACUUAAAAAAUUUUCAGAUGCAGAUUGGGGCUCUUGGAUUGACACCCGUAGGUCCAUCACGGGGUAUUGCGUCUUCCUUGGUCUCAUGGAAGUCCAAAAAGCAGCCAACAGUUUCCAAAUCCUCUCAUGA